Acromyrmex echinatior (Panamanian leafcutter ant) is the source of this 956-nucleotide messenger RNA. RefSeq names its product odorant receptor 4-like. NCBI's taxonomy places the organism in Eukaryota, Metazoa, Arthropoda, Insecta, Hymenoptera, Formicidae. Gene Ontology annotation, molecular function: odorant binding; olfactory receptor activity. Gene Ontology annotation, cellular component: plasma membrane. The record is from RefSeq and is a predicted model, not a curated record. Gene Ontology annotation, biological process: detection of chemical stimulus involved in sensory perception of smell; sensory perception of smell.
AUGGCGAUAGACAGGGAAAAGUGUUCCAACACAAAAUUUAGUAUGUUCGUAAUAUCGCAUAAUGCCAAACUAUCGGAGCGCUUUGUUAACUUGUUGGUGAUUCUUCAUACGAUAGCUGUAAUUCUCUGUAGCACCCACAUCCUUGUGAAAUACGUAGAUGAUGGCAAUGCUUCCAAUGUUUCCACACGAUUGUUCAUUUUAGAGAUGGAUCUGCCAUUUGACGCUAAUCAAAGAUUCGUAUAUGAAUCUGUUAUAAUUAGCCAAUUUUUUCAUUUCUUGCUAUGUUCCAACCUUGUAAGUGUAUUCAAUGCUUUUCUCAUAAGUCUGAUAUUGCAUAUAGGCGGUCAAAUCGAUAUUCUGCGUGAGAGUUUAAUGGGAAUUGUUCCGAAGAAAGACAAGGCCAGCUCGAGUCAUUUCACAGUAAAAGAAAUAAUAAAAGAACAUCAAAAAAUCAUUACCUUCUCAGAGCAUAUCGAACAUCUGUAUUCGUAUAUUGCAAUGGUGUUAUUUGUAUCGGAUAUUCUGAUUAUCUGCUGCUUAGGUUUUACAAUUGUCGCAUCAAUCAGUCGACCUGACGUUUUGAAAAAUAUAAUUAGGGUUCUCUUAUAUUACUUGUCCAUAAAUAUGGAAGCAUUCAUAUUUUGCUUUGCUGGGGAAUACUUGAGCGCUAAGAGUAAAAGCAUCGGAGAUGCUGCUUAUGCUUCCCUCUGGUACGAAUCAGAUUCUAAAACCAAUCGAAUUAUAUUGUUUUUGAUAAUGAGAUCGCAAAAUCAGUUAACAAUUACAGUCGGAAAGAUAAUGAAUUUAUCCUUGGAACGAUUUACUAGUAUUAUAAAAACUUCAGGGUCCUAUAUAUCCGUCCUACUUGCGAUGUGUUGAAGCUAUAUUAUAUUUACAUUCAAUUUCUAACUAGCAUUAGCAGUUAUUGUUAACAGGUAUUGUUUAAUUAUUAGAAA